AUGGCAGAUGAUUCGCUGUUGAGACAGUUGUUCUUUGCAGUCGGUGAUAAUUCUGCCAUCAAUAGCUCUGGGGCAGCUACAGCUAGCAGAGCAGCUAGCAGUUCUACUGGUGCAAAUGCCCCUGCCGAUCGGAUUGGCAUUGCUGAUCAUGUGGAAGAUCCUGAAGACACUGAAAACCAACAGGAGGAGCAAGGCUUGAUUGAAGAAAUGUUUCGGGCAUUCGGGGGUGACCACCAGGAAAUUGGUAAUGAAGAACCUGGGAUUCUUGAAGAGUCCUCAGCAUCCUUAGUGGAUUUCUUUGGGGCGCAAAACCAUCUAGAGAAUUUAGGCUCCAUGCUUCAAGUGGGAUUGUUCAAUCGCUUUCUGAAGUAUGCUUCGAAAAAGAGCUGCCUACCUGAUUCCAGUCCUGCAGAAGGUAGCAAGGUUUCAUCGACAGCUGCACUAACCUCCACUAUAGUGAGUCAUUUUGUGCAUUCUAAUGCAAUGAAAUCGGUAGCAGCAGUUGCAGAAGCAACUGGAAGAACUCACAAGAGGGUUGGAACUUCAUUGCAGAGAGUGGCUAGCGUCAUGGUCCAUGCAUCUGGGUGGAUGGUUGGCUGUUGUUUGUCCACAUGGAGGAGAUUGUUUCGAUCUGGCCGGUUCAAACCAGUGGCAGUGGUUGACAAAAUGUUGUACGAUGAAACACCGUUAAAGAUGAAAAUCCAAGAGUGGAAUCGUUUUCUUGGGCAAGCUGAAGGUGUAAGACAUCAAGGUCCUUUGCAAGAAACAUACAAGUUUGCCAAGAUCUUGCGUUUGGACUGGCAGCUGAGCUUCAUAGUGUGGGACAGUUUGUUGAGACGGCACAAGUUGAUCACGGUGGCCUUGCCCGUCCCUCUGAAUGCUGUGGAUCGAAAUACCUCAGAAUGUUUGUUGGCAGUUAUUGACAAAGUUCACUCUGUCAUUCCUGAAUUGGAAGCCUUCUGCAAUGAUUUUGGUCUCCGCAUCAGGGUUGGACGGUUGGGCGGUUGGACAAACAGUGACUGCACUUGUGACGAUGAAAAUGACUAUGACUAUGACUUAGUGGCGUUUUUCUUCCUGAAAAUCGUUUCCAGAGACCUCAUGGCAAUCCAGAAAACUGGUGGAACUUCUGCUGCUGGAGCUACAGCUACUGGAGCAGCUGCAGCUGACGAUGAUGGUGAUGAGGAUGCUGAACAGGGAGCAGAAAAGGAAGAUGAGGAGCCAGCUGGUCUUGAUUCCGGGGAGCCUGCAGUCGAAGGAGAGGGAACAGACUGGAAAACUUUGAAUAGGAUUCUAGAUGGGAAAGAAGCUGCUGCAGAAGUCUUCGCAAUUCCUGCUUGCAUGAGGGACGAGCUUUCUACAAGGUUCUUUGAGUUGUUUCCUACACUAGCAGGGAUCAGGAACAUGAAGGAGGAAUACAGGAACCUGAGUGCAGAGGAGUUUGCCCACUACAAACGCCUUGGACAUGCUGUACUGGAUGAAGGGGCUCGUGCAGAGGAUGAGCUCAAAGUCAUUGAGUUAGAAGAUGCCUGGACCAGACUUCAUGAACUGGUUCAACAUUCUGACCAAAAAGAAUUGGACUUUCGGAAUGGUGGUGGCAAGCCUUUUCCCAUCACAGCUUGCUCCAAAUUAGGUCGGCUCACCUUGACUGCAAGCCGUGGCGAUGACCAAAUCGAAAGCCGCACUUGCCUAGACUUCUUGAAAAUGUACUGGAACAAGGCUACGCCAUGCUUUGUCCGUUUCUACACGAUAGUGACUUCGAAAGACGAACUGAUUGAAGAAGACAUGAUGCUUCCAAAACUUGUGGAUGUCAAAUUGGAACCUGUCCCAUCCCAUCGGUUUUGGCGAGGUUCUGCUGUUGAAUUUGCUCCCAAAAUCUCAAGACACCGGAAAAGAAAACCAGAUAGUAACACCGACCAAAAAAAAGGUAUAUUGGUAAGGAAGAUGCCCCGGACUAGGGCCAGGGCCACUGGCAACGAAUCUACUACCAGUGAGGGGGAUUCAGCAACCGGACUUGAAGAAGAGGACAUUGAACCAGAUUUGGAUGAUGCCAUUGCUGAGAUGUGUCCUGACCAUGAGAAUGCAGAAUCAGAAGCAGGAGAAGCUGACGAAAUGACCGAGUGUAUGGCUGACUUGAUUCAAGAGUUUUUUGCGCAAACUGGAACUCAAGAUGGUGAUGCCUGUGACUCUGAGAAUGAUGGUGAGGAUGAUGUCAAUGAGAUUGAUCCAACAGGCGACCCUGACUUGCAGGAACCUGUUCAUCCGCUUGAAGCUGAACAGCCCGAUCAGGCAGAGAACAGACCCGGCCCUUCUGGAACUUCUGAUGCUUGCGAAUCCAGCCAUCCACCAGCAGCACCCGAUAGCAGCAGUGAUCCUUCCAGCAGCAGCAGCAGCAGCAGUUCCAGUUCUGAUGAAGCAAGUACCAAGCCCCCUGAGAGGCGUCAUGUUCCAACUGUGGCAGAAGCUGGUGCACAGUCAGCUUCUGUUCAUGAUCCAUCCACCAUAACAAUUGGCCCAUUGAAAAUUGUGAAGAGGUUUCACCCUGUCCCUUGCAUGACUGCCGCCAUAGAAGUUUUAGUGACUGGUUUUUUGGCAGUUUCCAGGUGUUUUUUAGAUUCAGGCUUUGAUGAUUUUUCUUUGAUGAAACCCAAUGUGUUUCUUGCUGGGGUUCUUCCAUCCUCAGGUUCCAAGCUAUUAUUGCAAGUGCGUGGUUCACAGCAUCCCAGGGGGAAAGCAGUGUCUCAAGAGCAUGCAGACAAACCAGCCCGAUGA
This is a messenger RNA of Cladocopium goreaui, 2769 nucleotides long. NCBI's taxonomy places the organism in Eukaryota, Dinophyceae, Suessiales, Symbiodiniaceae. The record is from the annotation of a GenBank genome assembly.